Molecule: messenger RNA, 1412 nt
Organism: Oreochromis aureus
Lineage: Eukaryota; Metazoa; Chordata; Actinopteri; Cichliformes; Cichlidae
Gene: clns1a
Product: chloride channel, nucleotide-sensitive, 1A
Exons: 8
Coding region: 279-1040 (253 amino acids)
Biological process (GO): spliceosomal snRNP assembly; cell volume homeostasis; mRNA cis splicing, via spliceosome
Cellular component (GO): cytosol; methylosome; plasma membrane
Source: RefSeq, a predicted model, not a curated record
GUGACGUCACCCUGAACCAGCACUUUGUAACUCCAGUGUUUUCAGUUUUUGUCACGCCUGUUCUCGCACUCAAAGAUUUCCGUCCCGGAUCUGCUAAUCCAAGGGAAGAAGCGUUAUAGCACGGCUGCUGUUUUCUCGCCUCCAGCUGUCCGACACUAAUUUAGCACUGAGAAGUUACCCCGGGUGAAAUUAGUCAGCUUUAGCCAGUACAAAAUUUAUCACGCAGCAGCGCGUUUUCACCGGUUUCUGUUCUUUCCCGUCCCAGCGGACCGAGGACUAUGGUGUUACUGAAAAACCUCCAACCUCCCACCGAGGGAGUGAGACACGAACAAGCCGAGACCACGGCGGUGAUGGACGGCCAGCGGCUCGGCUGCGGCACCCUCUACGUCGCAGAAACGCGCCUGUCGUGGUUUGACAGCUCAGGCCUGGGUUUCUCUCUGGAGUAUCCCUCCAUCGGACUGCACGCCAUCUCCAGAGACGUCAGCGCUUACCCACAGGAACACCUCUACGUCAUGGUCAACGGCAAACUCAACAAAGAGAACGAGGCAGAAAUGGCAGAGAAAGCAGCUGAUGAUGAUGAUGAUGAUGAUGAUCAUGACGGCAGCAGUGAUGGUGGUGACGAUGAUGAAGACGAAGGGACGAUCACAGAGAUUCGAUUUGUUCCCAGCGACAAAGCGGCAUUGGAGUCCAUGUUCUCAGCCAUGUGCGAGUGCCAGGCGCUUCACCCCGAUCCCGAGGAUGACGACUCGGACAACGACUUUGAAGGAGAGGAGUACGACGUGGAGGAAGCCGAGGCUGAGCACGGUCACGCUGACAUCCCGACCUUCUACACCUGCGACGAGGGCCUGUCGGCGCUAACGCAGGAGGGUCAGGCCACGCUGGAGAGGCUAGAGGGGAUGCUGGCUCAGUCAGUCGCUCAGCAGUACCACAUGGCUGGAGUCCGGACGGAAGAAACAAAAGCCGAGUUUGAAGAUGGGAUGGAGGUGGACACAGCAGCGAUGGAGGCGGGUCAGUUCGAGGAUGCUGACGUCGAGCACUGAUGGAAAUCGUGUCUGCAGCCAGUCAAAGCAUCAGUGUUGCAUCGUGGGAUAGAAGACAAGGACAACAGCACUUCUUUAAAGCUCUUACUCUCUUUUCUGUGAAACCUUUUACCGCUCAGCUUCUGACAUCUGCUCUGAACCAUCAUGUGGUUUCUGUUAAUUCGAUAACGGUCACAUCGACAUACUGUCAGGCACUUCUGUAACAAAGCUACUCUGGACUUUUGAGAUGCAGUCCUGAACGUGUUUGUAAAACCAACUAACGCUGAGUUUUUGUUUGUUUUGUACCUAAUGACCAAUUGAAUAUUUGAUGUUUUUGCUGAGGACAGUGGAUCUUUGUAUGUGAUUGUCAAUAAACAAGUAGUUUUUGUAUCA